AUGAUCAAGCGAGCUCAAGUGCAAGAACAUAAGGAGGUCCUACACCUACCGUGGGUGAUCGAGGACGAGGAUGUGGUUCACAACUUUGGUGAAAAGGAUUCUCCAGCUGAGGUUGACGAGGAUGUGAUCCGAUGCGCAAAGGCUGCGGCGGACAAUCUCUACACCUACGGCAUCGAAGAAAUCUUGAGUUCACUACAAGAUGAACUACGUGUUGUCCAUACAGUACACCCUCGUGAAGUGGAUCAGAACCUCCCCAGCUGGGUCCCUGCACUUAAGGCCGAGAUGAAGACGCUAGAGGACAUUGGCGCCAUAAAGCGCUUGGUGGGACAGGCCGCCAAGGAUUACCUGAAUCUUCCUGGAGUACAAGUGGUUCCGGGGAAGGCCGUUUACACGGUAAAGCCUCCGAACAAGCCCGAGGCCAAAUACCGUCGCAAGGCCCGCGUUGUGGGAUGCGGAAACUUUCAGGCCAAGGAUGACUCGGAGCAGAACUACUCUGGAGGAGCGGCUUCAGAAGCCGUCAGGCUGGGAGUUGCUCAAGCGGCGCGACAGGUAUGGGCAAUCUGCACCGGCGAUGUGGUGAGCGCCUUUUUACGGGCGCCAGUGCCGCAGGGCACGCUUUUGGCUUUGAGGCCACCAGCUGUGCUAGUGAGAGCUGGACUGGCUCAGCCCAACGAAGUGUGGUCCGUGCACAUGGCGUUGUAUGGAUUCAGCAGUAGCCCACGCUGGUGGGGGCUUCACAGGACGGGGAUUAUGAAGAAGGCGACUACCCCUGGAGGUUUAACCUUCCACCAAGGCGUGGCAGACUCUGAAGUGUGGCAGGUACGUGAUGCUGGUGGCAGCGUCGUCGGCCUGGUCAUAAUCUACGUGGACGACUUCUUUAUUGCCGCUCCCAAGGAGAUCUGUGGCGACAUCUAUAAGUGGCUGGCAGAAACAUGGGAAACCACCCCGAUUCAGUUCGCCUCCUCUACUACCCCAAUCCGAUUCCUUGGCAUGGAAGUGCGCGAGGCUCGCAAUGAGGCGGGCGACUUCGAGGGGUACACUUUGGAUCAAGAAGGUUACCUUCAAGAAGUUUUACGGCACCGAAAUGUAAGGGCAGAGGAGAGGUCUUUGCUGCCGGCUACCAAAGAGCACCUGUCGCUCUCUUCAGAACAUGAUCCGCCAACUUAUUCAAGUGAGGAUCUCAAGCUGGCACAAUCCAUCACCGGCGAGCUCGCUUGGAUGGCCCAGCGUUGCAGACCUGAUUUGGCUUAUGUUGUGAGCAUCAUGGCGAGUUUGACAACGAGAGAUCCAGCGAGGGUGGCAGCAAUUGGGCGGAAGACUCUGGCCUACCUCAACCACACGAGUUCUUGGAGACUGAGGUUUUGGACGGGAGGAGAGCCCACGUUGGUCACUUACACGGACUCCUCGUACGCUCCCGACGGCGACAGGAGUCAUGGAGGAGCCGUUACGUUUUGGGGUACAUGCCCGAUUGCGUGGAGGAGCUCGCGACAGCAGUUAGUUACAACAAGCUCUGCAGAAACAGAGCUGGUGGUGGCGCAUCACGGAUGUCAACAGAUGGAGUCCAUCGAUGCGCUGCUCUCGGAUAUGGGUGUCAUUCCGAACCAGCGGACGAUCUACGUUGAUAAUGCGGCGGCUAUCACCCUUGCAACCUCCGAGGGAGGGAGCUGGAAAACGCGACAUUUAAAGGUCCGCCAUCGAGCCCUACGCCAACGGGUAGAGCAAGGCUGGGUGGAUGUGGUGUAUUGCCCAGGUGAUCAACAACUGGCCGAUGGUCUGACAAAGUUGUUACCUUCGCAGCGAAUGAACCUACUGAUGGAGUUUUGGGGUUUGUCAGCUGGAGGCAACAGUGGAGACCAAGUUCGGCUACGGCAAGUUCAAGCACCAGCAGAGCAAGUAGCUCGAUUGCGGGCAACACAGGAGAGCCAGCGGCUGUCAAAGAAGGAGAUGCGGGAACUGAACGGCCUUCUUCGGGAGAACCCAGGUUCUCUGAGUCCACAAGAGAAGGAGAGAAUGAUCCACUUGGCAGACAUUGCUGGGGUUGAUCUUGCUGGAAUCUUAACCAGGAGCAACCUUGAGGCGACAAGUGGAACUACCGCGAGACCGAGUUCAGUCCUGGGAGGAUCGGUAUCCCCUCCUCCACCACCGGAUCCGUUUAGUGCGAGCGCUGCUGACGAAGAACUUCUACGAGAGAGGCGACUUCAGAGGCGGCAGCCGCGAGCGCCGCCUCCACCUCCACCGCCUACCUACGAGAACAUAGUCGAAGAAGAUGCAAGGAGCAGAAGAGCUGUAACCUUUGAGGCAUACCCUGUUGAGCCAGUAUCUGCCGAGUACAGGUCCUACAGAGCCCGCUCCGUAGGGACUCAGGUAGAAAUGCUGAAGGAGAUGCCAAAGGUUGUGUUCGUCACUCCAUCCGGGACGUGCGUUCAUGCUACACGAGACUGCAGCACUCUGAAUCGUUCGACAAAGUUCUUGCAGAAGGAGGUGUGCGCGAAGUGCAUCCCGGGUCAGAAGGAGGGCAGUGACAGCGGCGGCGGGCUACGUGUGGGUGGUGGCAAGGCCGGCGACACAGGGGUGGUGGCGGAUGGUGGGGGUGGUGGGGGUGGUGGGGGCGCGGGGGGGAACCACCAUGGACUUCCAGUGCCUACCAGCUACCAGAGUCUCAUGGUAGCGGAGCUACGGCUUCAGAACGAUCCAGGGUCAAAGGAUGGUGUUUCCGUUCGGAAUGGGAGGCGUGAAAAGGCCUCCCUCAUCUGGGAACAAGCGACUGCAAUGAACAGAGGCGCCUCGGAGGAUUCUGCUGAUGCCCUGCAGGCACGUCUGCUGCUGCAAGGCGCGCCAAGGCUGCUCAGGAGGGACAGUGCGGUGAACCGGGACUUGGCGCUCUGCUGCCAGGACUGCGCAGAGUUUUUUUGUAGCGACCUCCGCGCCAUUUUCCCGAUGCACGAUCUUCUGGGAGAAGGCGAGAAGAAGGAGGAAGUCUGCAACGCUGCAGAUUUGUGCAAAGAAGGUUUUGAAUUGCUCAGCUCCGGACAGGGUGCUUUCGAGCAGCUUCGACAUGCCAUCGUGAACGAAGGCUUCCCAUCCCGAAGCGUCAGCAUGUCGUUUGAUCAGGUGGCACUCGUGCUGAUUCUGGUUUGGGCAAGCAAGUGGCGAAGCAGAGCGGAUCCCCGAUGCCGGUGCACGGCUUUCAUUGGCACCAAUGCACGGAUCGCAGGAGGCCGUCUUCGUCCCGCUUCUCCGCGUCAUUGCCCUGGUCCUCGGGUCAAAGAGGUAACUCGAGAAGGCGAGCUCCGAGUGCUCUUGGUGUCGCAGUUUCCGGUCUUCGUGGCGGUGGGUGCCUUGAUCCCUGUCCUGCCGCUGCGACCCGGCCAGGUUGUUCUAGACUUCGCCAGGCUCCUCUGUUGCGGACCAAGGUAUGGACAAGAAUUCGGUCUCUCCCAAAGUUCCGUGGGGUUGCUUGUGUCGUCACCAUCUCUUGCGAAGCUUGUGUUGAAUCUACCCUUCGGCAAGCUUGCUGAUACUCUUGGCCGCCGAUCUCUGAUGGUUGGCGGUAUGAUCUUGUGUGCGGCUGCAGACGUCGGCACCGGUCUGGCCUCGUCCUUGCCUUUUCUGGUCGUGGCGCGGCUUUUGCUGGGUGCCGGCCUUUCCAGCUCCGAUGCCGGCGCCUCUGCCUGGGUGGCCGAUGCCACAGAAAGCCAGCCAGAGUCUCGAGCGUCUUUCUUGGGUGUGCAGAACGCCCUGACUGCUCUGGCCUUCGUCCUUGGCCCGGCAGUUGGCGGCUGGCUGGUUCAAGAAUUUGGCUUGCGCUCCAUCUUCUUUGCCGUCGCUGCAGGAGCCGCCGCCUGCGCGGGCGGCUACUCGCUCCUCCCGGAGCUCCGGACAGCGACGCCGGGUGAAGCCAAGGAAGAGACAUCCUUCCAGGAGCUCUUGCGGGCACCAGAGCAGCAGGCUUUGGCCGGAAUCUCCGUGGCCUUCUAUGCCGGAACUGCCUGCAAGAUCUCCCUGCUGCCCAGCGUGGCCUCGGAAGCCUUCGGCGCGGGCCCGGGGGAGGUCGGACAGCUCUUCUCGGGCCUCGCGGCCCUGGCCAUCGGAGGCACUCUGGCGGGUGGGCGCUUGACCGAUGCCGUCGGCCCGAAGUCGGUGCUCCUCACUUGCGGUUCCAUCUGCACGCUUGCCUACGUGGGUGCGGCCCUGGCCACGGGGGCUCAUGCCAAGGAUGCCUUCUUGGGCUUCCUAGCCCUCUGGGCGGUGGCGGCCGCCGUGAAGUCUCCAGCGCUUCAGGCCUACGCCAUCGCCACUUCCCCGGAGGACCAGCGUGGUGCGGCCUUGAGUGUUCCGAAGACCGUUGGGGACCUCAGCUAUCUCAUCGCCCCGUUCUUGUUGGGGACCUUGGACGACAGCUUCGGACCCGAGGCGGCGCUGCUUUGCUGCGCUGGGACUUUCUUCGCCGGCACCGCAUGGUUCGCGCUGCGGAGCUAG
Messenger RNA from Symbiodinium sp. CCMP2592, 4479 nucleotides. The record is from the annotation of a GenBank genome assembly. Lineage: Eukaryota; Dinophyceae; Suessiales; Symbiodiniaceae.